ACAGAGGGAAACAGCUAGCCUGGCUCUGUACAAAGGUAACAACAUCUGGCUACAAGCUUUUCUAAAGCUAGCUAGUUAAAGUGUUAUCUUGUUUGUUUUAUUUGUACAAAAAUAAAAUGUACAAAUGUGAUGUUGUAGUUUUAUGGGAGGUUAUGUGUGCAGGCUAGCUGUUUCCCCACGCUUCCAGUCUUUUUGCUAAGCUAAGCUAACCAUUUGCUGGCUGUAGAGGCGUGUCUUUAUGAUAAAUAUGAUGCUAGCUGUCAUUAGCAGACUGUUAGCUUAGCAUAGCACAAAGUCUGUCAGCUAGCCUGGCUCGGUACAGAGGCAACAAAAUCCACCAACCACCACUAUCAAAGUUUUUCAGAUGUUAUACAUAUGAGCUCGGGGCCAUAACUUCCUGGAGUCUCAGCUUGUCGCCUGGCAACCAUCCCUUUGAGAAAAUAGUCCGGUAGGCCUAGGUAGUAAUCCUCCAUUAAAUUAUAUUUUUUUAUUUUAGUAUGAGUGAAACGUUCAUAUUAGUGAACUUUACAGGUGCUGGAAAACAGGUUUAGUUAAAUUUGGACAGUGCCAGGACUAGCUACCUGUUUCCCCAGGUUUUUAUGCUUAAUUAAUCUAGCUAGCGGGCUGCUCGUUGUAGCUUUGCAUUUGCUAAAGCUAGCUAAUAAGCUAACAAACUCUCAAAAAGUGAGUAAGAAUAUUUUCUUACAUGUUUAAUUAUCCUUUUAACAGUUUAGUCCGUUAUCAUUUCGGCCAAAACAAAGCUUCUCUCUUAUUUUUAAAUGCAAUUCUUUAGUCUUAAAACCAUUAAAUGAGGAACCCUUGCUAUCCAAAGCACUUAUUUCUUUCGGGAAAAUCCCCUCAGUCAGUAUCAAUUAGCCUAAACAAGGAGGAUAACCAGCCUUCAGAAAAUUCUAUAAAAGAAAUGGAUAUGAAGCACGUGAAUUAAUGUGAGGACCCUGUUAAACAUCUUUUUCUCUUAACAUUGAUUCAAUGUGACCAUAUGUGUGUUUUUCUCUGAGCGUGUCUUCCAUCUAAAAUUUGGCAGGACGGAGUCGUAUUUCUCCUCCUUCCCCAUCCCAUCCCUUCCUUCCCUUGGUUGCCUACAGCUCUCCGCCCAUCGGAGUAUUGGCAGUGUGUGGCGCACGGCGCGCAGCGUGGACUUGGAGAUGUCUUGGAAGCAUUACGCACGAUGACACGAUAAAUGCGAAAGCCUCCUUUAGAAGGACAGGGCACUGUCAAGCUGAACUGGACUGACUCUCAACUUUUGGUUCGCUUAGCACUUCCUUCGCAGCCUCCUUAAGACGCUUUUCUCAUCCUUUCCUGACGGCGGAUGAAACUCGGAUCUCCCCCUUUGCAGCAGCAGCAGCAGCAGCAGCGGGUCUGGAUGACUUCCCCUCCUGUUAUCCUCGGGUCAGGGUGACUAUUGAGGAAUGGAAACGAUGUAAACAGCUUGGGGAGAAAACAAACUGCAGAGCAACAGUUUUUUUCAAGAGAUCCCAAAAAGAGAGGAUGAUCCCUCCGGUCACCAUGAUUCAGGACGAAAGUGGGGGCAAAGAGGACGAACGGGACCAGAAUGAGACACCCAAAUCCCCGACGGCGAACGCCAGCCAGCAGGAAACCAAGAAUACUGUGAGGCCUGAACAUCACAAGCGCAAGCUGCAGAGACUCAAGCGCUCCUUGUCCUUCAAGACCAAGAGCAUCCGCAGCAAGAGCGCAGACAACUUCUUCCGAACGAGCAGCGACAACAAGACGGAGCUGCUGUCAGACGUGAGCAGCAGCACGGGCCAUCUCUGCAACAUCGGGAUGGCCCCGCCGCACACCACCAACCUCCCCAUUCCUCCAGUCCCUCCGGCCAUCCCCUGCGCUCCUCCUCCCACAUCACGCUCCCAGACACGCAACCCCAUGCAGGUAGACUCGGCAGGACACUGCUUCAUGGAGCACAUCUUUAAGAAGCCCACGUUCUGUGACGUCUGCAACCACAUGAUCGUAGGUACAACAGCCAAGCAUGUGGUGUUCCUGGCAGGAAACACGGCAAAGCAUGGCCUCCGCUGCAAAGCCUGCAAGAUGAGCCUCCACCACAAAUGUGAGAACGGAGUGGGACAGCAACGUUGCAUGGGCAAACUGCCAAAAGGCUUUCGGCGGUACUACAGCUCUCCAUUACUGAUCCAGGAACAGUAUGGCUGCAUCAAAGAAGUCAUGCCCAUCGCUUGUGGCAACAAGGUGGACCCUGUGUAUGAGGCCUUGAGGUUUGGGACGUCACUUGCACAAAAAGCCAAGAGGGCCAGUGGCUCUGAGUCUCCACACAGAAACUCAACGAGUGACUUGGAUAAGGUUCCAGAGGAAGUGGUCGCUCACAGCAGUAGACAGGAGCUGUCGAGAAAACACAGCGAUGACGUUUUCACAGUCAUUGAGAACGGGACAGAGCAUUACCUGCAGCCAGAGAGAAAACCUAAUGAUUCACAGUUGGAGCAGAGCCAGCUACAGAAAGAUGUCCUCAAGCUCAACACAUAUGUGGCCUUGUUCAGCUUCACGCCUCAAGACAGCCAUGACCUGGAGAUGAAUGCGGGAGACAGAAUCUUAUUGGCUGAUGACUCCAAUGAGGACUGGUGGAAGGGGGUAAUUGAGGACAGGAUCGGCUUCUUCCCAGCAGCCUAUGCUCAUCAGGUGCGAUCUGAUGACCAAGUGUUCAGAUGCAACAGGACGUUCAUCGGCUGUAAGGAGCAAGGCCAGAUCACCCUGAAGGAGGGACAGAUCUGUGUGAGCAGCGAGGGCGAACGCAGCGGCUUCAUCAGAGUGGCGAGCGGAAAGAAGAGAGGCUUCGUGCCCUGCGACGUUCUGGAAAUCAUCUGAGACGAACACUCAGAGAAAUGAAGAGAGACAGACAGAGGGAGGGAGGUGGGCUCAGCCGCCUGGAGGUCAGAGGAGGGGGAAACUGAACCUGCAAAAUGGCUGCAAGGAACCAGUGAGGAAGUUGCCUCAUCAGAAAUUUGGAGUUUGGACGCAUAAGUGAUGCUGGGCGUGGACUUCACUUUGUUGCAGGUCAGAGUCUCUGUACCUUCUUCACUCUCCUCGCAGCACAAAGACAGACACUGAGAUGACGGGCCAUUUGUUGUUCACAGGGAGACAGGAGAUCACUGUUUCACUGGAUUUGAUUUAAUUUAUAAAGCUGAUUUGUGUGUUCUUUUUCUUCCCUUUACUUUUAUCCUGCUACAAGCUGUUUGUUUUAUAAAAGUGAAACUGCCGCUGGGCUGUUUAAGCCAAAGAAAAGGAAACAAACACUUACUACAAUGAUUAUUUUUCAAGGUUUCAGCACAUACAGUACAAUGGCAUUCCUCUUAUACAUAAUUUAGUUUCUCAUGCUUUUACAUUUUGUUCCAAGCUUAAGUUGAGCUUUUACUGCAAAGUAGUUUGCAAUAGACUCCGAUAUGUCCUUGAUGUCACAAGGUGAUGGAAUACUUGAGUCGGAAUAAACAGCAUAUACAAUAAAAUGAGAACAUUUACCUUC
This is a messenger RNA of Epinephelus fuscoguttatus (brown-marbled grouper), 3505 nucleotides long. It is a transcript of the gene stac, whose product is annotated as SH3 and cysteine rich domain. Gene Ontology annotation, molecular function: transmembrane transporter binding. Gene Ontology annotation, cellular component: extrinsic component of cytoplasmic side of plasma membrane. NCBI's taxonomy places the organism in Eukaryota, Metazoa, Chordata, Actinopteri, Perciformes, Serranidae. The coding region runs from base 1510 to 2850 and encodes 446 amino acids. The transcript has 13 exons. Gene Ontology annotation, biological process: positive regulation of protein localization to plasma membrane; skeletal muscle contraction; positive regulation of voltage-gated calcium channel activity. The record is from RefSeq and is a predicted model, not a curated record.